Messenger RNA from Culex pipiens pallens (northern house mosquito), 1885 nucleotides. RefSeq names its product alpha-N-acetylgalactosaminidase. Gene Ontology annotation, molecular function: alpha-galactosidase activity. The coding region runs from base 194 to 1480 and encodes 428 amino acids. Gene Ontology annotation, biological process: glycoside catabolic process; oligosaccharide metabolic process; glycosylceramide catabolic process. The transcript is spliced from 9 exons. NCBI's taxonomy places the organism in Eukaryota, Metazoa, Arthropoda, Insecta, Diptera, Culicidae. Gene Ontology annotation, cellular component: cytoplasm. The record is from RefSeq and is a predicted model, not a curated record.
GAGUUCUACCUCUUUAUGAUCCCUUGCACCUAUGAAAUAACUAGUGUAUUGACAUUAAGAUAAACACUUCAAAGACAAUGGUACCUCCAGCUGAGCUGUUCUUGAGAUAUUUUUUCGUUGUGAAGGCAUAUAAAAGCUCGUUCCAAAACACUUACCAAUUUAGUUCAUUUUUAUUUGAGUAAAAGCUAACACUAUGCGUGGGAUAGUAGUACUGAUUGCUUGUUUUCAUUUUUGUGUUGUUCUCGGUCUUGAAAAUGGAUUGGCACGGUUACCACCUAUGGGCUGGAUGACUUGGGAAAGAUUUCGUUGCAUAACUGACUGCAAAAAAUAUCCAACAGAAUGCAUUUCAGAAAAUUUGAUUAUGAGAACUGCUGACCUGAUGGUUUUGGAGGGAUAUCUAGAUGCAGGUUAUGAAUAUGUAAAUAUCGAUGACUGCUGGAUGAUGAGGGAAAGAGACUCGGAAGGAAAGUUGCAUGCAGAUCCAGAGCGUUUCCCCAGUGGGAUAAAAUAUUUAUCAGAUUAUAUACACUCAAAAGGACUUAAAUUCGGAAUAUACCAAGACAUUGGUACUCACACAUGUGCUGGAUAUCCAGGAAUGAAAAAUUACUUUGAAAUAGAUGCAAAAACCUUUGCUGAGUGGGAAGUAGAUUUUAUUAAAAUCGAUGGAUGUUAUGCAGACGAAGUUAAAAUGGUUGAUGAUUAUAUAUAUUUUGGAGAGCUUAUGAACCAAACUGGUCGACCAAUCUUAUACUCUUGCAGUUGGCCGGCUUAUCAGGAGUAUAACGGGAUAACUCCAAACUACGAGACGCUUAAGAAGACCUGCAAUAUGUGGAGAAAUUGGGGUGAUAUCGAAGAUUCUCAUAGCUCGGUUGAAUCAAUUACGCAGUACUUUUCUGACAAUCAGGACCGCAUUCAACCACAUUCUGGGCCAGGCCACUGGAAUGAUCCAGAUACGCUCGUUCUUGGCAACUAUGGCCUCAGUUAUGAACAGAGUAAAUCACAAUUGGCAGUAUGGACUAUUCUCGCGGCACCUUUUCUUCUAUCUAAUGAUCUAGCAAGAGUUACACCGGAUGUAAAAGCUCUUCUUUUGAAUAAAGAGAUAAUUGCGAUGAAUCAAGACUCCUUAGGCAUUCAAGGGUUGUUAGUAAAAACAGUCAACAAUAUCGAGAUAUGGAAAAAACCUAUUCUACCGAAGGUGAAAGAUGAGAUGACCCAUGGCAUAGCUUUUGUAAGCCGACGAGCCGACGGAGCACCGUAUUCCGUCAGUGUCAAGGUGAUUGAAGAUCUUGGACUAGAUGGCAGCCAGUAUAUCAAAGGAUACAUGGUUUACGAUCUUUUUGACGCAGAGCAUAAACCAUUUUUCGUUAAAGUAAAUGGAACUUUCAACACACGUAUCAACCCAACGGGAGCAAACUUAUACCGGUUUGAACCUGUACUUAAUAUAAUUCUUCGAGGAAAAACUGAUAUAAACAUGUACUAGGAAUAUUAUACUUUAUACAGAAAACUAAAUUUUAAUUUUUAAUAUUACAAAUCCGUUGGUAAUAAUAACUCAUGUUAUGAAAUGGACGUUGGACGUUCAUUAGGGUGCCCAGAAUAUGGGACCUUUUUUCAAAACCUCGCUCCACAAGUUGAUUAUUGUUCCUUGAGCUAUUUUAGGACUCUGGGUUACAUAUGAGCAAAAUCGGUCAUGUUCGGCCAUACUCCAGGGUGAAGUUUGUAUGGGAAAAUCGAAAAAAUGUAUGAAAAACUCAUGUUUUACGGUGUUGUUUGCAGGGCGCACUACUUCCAUCCAAAUAUUCUCAAAAGUGAGAUUCUCACUGGAAAUUAUUAAUUUCAUUUCAUUUCAUUUAUUUCGUUGUUUAAGCAUAACUUGUGUGAAGUUACU